Sitophilus oryzae (rice weevil) is the source of this 560-nucleotide messenger RNA. Its product is annotated as cuticle protein 16.5-like. The transcript is spliced from 2 exons. Bases 23 to 550 code for a protein of 175 amino acids. NCBI's taxonomy places the organism in Eukaryota, Metazoa, Arthropoda, Insecta, Coleoptera, Curculionidae. The record is from RefSeq and is a predicted model, not a curated record.
GAAGAAACCAAAUUAAAUCACAAUGAAAUCUUACGCUUGCGUCGCUCUGUUCGCUUUUUUGGCCGUGGCCAAUGCUGGAGUCCUUGUAGCCCCAUCAGCCAAAAUCAUCCAAGGACCAAGCAGCAGAACCACAGUGGUCGGACCUGACGGUAGCGCCAUCUCUUCUGUAGCACCAGCCGGCCAAAUCGUCCAAGAAGAAAGCGUAGGAGUUGUAGCCGAAACCGCACCCGUAGUAGCCGCCCCCGCUGUUGCAUACUCUGCUCCCGCUGUAGCCGCUUACCAUGCCCCAGCCGUUGUAGCUGCCAGAACUGUCGUUGCUCCAGCUGCUCCAGUAGUAUCAGCUUAUUCCGCACCUAUUGUAUCCGCCUAUUCAGCUCCAUUCGUCUCAGCUUAUUCCGCACCUGUUGUGUCGGCUUAUUCUGCUCCUCAUGUUUCUGGAGUUGUAGCUACAUCGUCUGUCGAUACUGUAGUAGCUGGACCAUCUGGAACCAUCGCUACAGGAAAGACUGUAGCUGCUCCCGUUGUAUCUGCUCCAGUUGUAGCUUGGUGAAGAUGAAGAU